Messenger RNA from Aspergillus alliaceus, 789 nucleotides. Its product is annotated as beta-ketoacyl reductase. Gene Ontology annotation, biological process: fatty acid biosynthetic process; secondary metabolite biosynthetic process. Bases 1 to 789 code for a protein of 262 amino acids. The record is from RefSeq and is a predicted model, not a curated record. NCBI's taxonomy places the organism in Eukaryota, Fungi, Ascomycota, Eurotiomycetes, Eurotiales, Aspergillaceae. The transcript is spliced from 3 exons. Gene Ontology annotation, molecular function: fatty acid synthase activity.
AUGUCCAACGAGCGUUCACGUCGACAAUACCAGCCAUUCGAGGCAUAUCAUUCAAGGCCCCAUGGUCCUCCAGAAUUAAUGAGCGUCGAUGACUUCCAUACCACACUUGCCAGCAAAGUCACCGGCACAUGGAACCUUCAUAAUGUGGCCAUGGAGCUGGGUCUGACAUUUGGUUUCUUCACCAUAGUUUCCAGCAUGUCUGGAGUUAUUGGUCAGCGUGGUCAGGGUAAUUAUGCUGCGGCGAACGUCUUCAUGGAUUCUUUCGCACGAUACCGUCAAUCUCUCGGACUGGCCGCCAAUUCGAUCGACCUGGGAGCUGUCGCCGGGGUAGGCUACAUAGUACGGCAAGGGCGCAUGGAGCAUCAUUUCGGCUGGAACCAGCGGAUGAAAAUUAAUGAGAGAAGACUUGGGGAAAUUCUCGAGGCUUCUACCCUUCAGCAGACUUCCGCUAUGAACCCACAGACCGUUUCCCAACUGCUCACCUUCAGAUCCCGCAGCCAGCCAACUCAGACUUGCAAAGAGAUAAAAGGAAGCAGUUAUUUCGAAGGGCUCAGGGAGUUCUCCGCCAGCAACCCUGACGCCAGUUUAUCCGUCUUAAUAGUCCAUAUGCUAGAGAUUCCCAACGAAAAGCUUCACAAGAUCAUGCGGCUCGAAAACCCUCUCAACCCGCUUAAGGCCUUAUCUACCUAUGGCUUGGACUCUCUGAAUGCCGUAGAACUCCGCAAUUGGAUGUCAUUGGAGCUGGGCAUUGGAGUCACUGGUUCGUCGUACGGUCUGUGCGAAAAAUGA